Molecule: messenger RNA, 1035 nt
Organism: Miscanthus lutarioriparius
Lineage: Eukaryota; Viridiplantae; Streptophyta; Magnoliopsida; Poales; Poaceae
Source: the annotation of a GenBank genome assembly
AUGGGGUCCGGCAUGAGCAGCGCCCGGCGGCGCGGCUUCGGCCUCGAGGCGUCCAGGGGGAUGCUGCCCCUGCUGGCGCUGCAGGUGCUCAUCGAGUACGGCCGCGCGGGCGCCUCCCGCCCGCCCGUCACGGCCGCGCUGCUCGCCGCCAACUCGCUCAUCUACCUCCGCCCCGGCGCGCUCGACGGGGUCCUGCCCUCGCUCUCGCGCGUCUCCUUCAACCCGCAGCUCAUCGUCGAGUUUGGCGACUUGACGCGCUUCUUCCUGUCCCCGUUCUAUCACCUGAGUGAAAGCCACCUCUUCUACAACAUGACAUCCCUCCUGUGGAAGGGCAUUCAGCUCGAGACAUCCAUGGGUAGUGCCGAGUUUGCUUCCAUGGUCGCUGUGCUGCUUGGCCUGUCACAGGGUAUCACGCUGCUGCUGUCCAAAGGCUUACUCUUGCUCGGUGACGAUACCGCGUACUAUGAUCAGCAUGCCGUUGGAUUCUCUGGUGUUCUGUUUGCCAUGAAGGUUGUGCUGAACACCUGGUCGGACGAUUUCGUGUAUCUGCACGGGAUGGUUGUUCCAGCGAAAUAUGCUGCCUGGGCGGAGUUGAUCCUCAUCCAGGUUUUCAUUCCUGGGACAUCCUUUCUUGGCCAUCUUGGUGGGAUACUUGCUGGACUGGUUUACCUUUGGCUGAAGCGUGCAUUCAAUGGGCCAGAUCCGAUCACUCUCCUGAUUUCAAGCGUUGCCAAUGUCGUGACCUGGCCGGUGAGGUUUGCUCAGAAUCUUCUACGGUCUGCCCGUUCACAGGGCCGCGCAACAGGUCGGGGCAGGGUUGGGCGCCGCAUAUCAGCAAGAGACAGCCCUCGAGGUUUUUGGAGAUGUCCAACAUGCACCUAUGACAAUUCAGUUUCCACAGAUAUCUGUGAGAUGUGCAGCACUGCACGAGAGGACCAUGCCUUUUUGCGGAGACAGCAUCAUCAAGCCAGGGGUAGCACGGAACUCUCAGUUGAUGAGAUGCGCCGUAGGAGGCUGCAAAGAUUCGAUAGAUGA